Molecule: messenger RNA, 1476 nt
Organism: Cladophialophora yegresii CBS 114405
Lineage: Eukaryota; Fungi; Ascomycota; Eurotiomycetes; Chaetothyriales; Herpotrichiellaceae
Exons: 4
Coding region: 1-1476 (491 amino acids)
Biological process (GO): amino acid transmembrane transport
Cellular component (GO): vacuolar membrane
Molecular function (GO): amino acid transmembrane transporter activity
Source: RefSeq, a predicted model, not a curated record
AUGGCCUCAAGAUCGCCUACGCUUCGCGCUGAAUCGGAUCCCUUUGGCCCAGAUGCAGAGAAGCACGCCGGUCCUCUAGAUGGCCCCGCUGCCCGAGGUAACGCACACCCCGAUGUCGAGCCAUCGAAGGAGAAAAGGCGCUCAUCACUGGGCGGUGCGUGGCGACGACAGAGUGUCAAUCAAGAGACGGAUCCCUUCGGAGAUGAGGAAGAGGAAGGAGACGUCAAAUACCGGACUUUGAAGUGGUGGCAAUGCAGUAUGAUCAUGAUCGCCGAGACAAUAUCUCUGGGUAUCCUGUCAUUGCCCUCGGUCCUCGCGACUGUUGGGAUGGUCCCCGGCGCCAUCAUGAUUAUCGGUCUCGGUGUCGUGGCCACCUACUCGGGCUAUGUCAUCGGGCAGUUCAAGGCUGCGCAUCCCUGGGUGCAUAACAUGGCAGACGCAGGCUACGUGCUGUUCAAACCUCUUGGACCGCGCGCAGCCGUCUUUGGCCGCGAGUUCCUCGGCGCCGCCCAGACGAUCUUCCUCGUCUUCAGCAUGGCAAGUCACAUUUUGACGUGGACAAUCUGCCUAAACACCCUGACCAACGGCGCUGCCUGUACAAUUGUAUGGGGCAUCGUUGGCCUGCUUUUGUUCUGGGUAUUUGACAUCCCUCGGACCCUGCUGAAGGUCUCCUGGCUGUCAUGCGCCAGCUUUUUGAGUAUCACCACCGCGGUCAUCGUCACCAUGGCCGGCGCAGGUGCCAGAGAUCCCGCGCAAGGCCACUUCAGAGCGACACAACAAGCCAGCUUUGCGACGGCCUUCCUCAGCGUCACCAACAUUGUCUUUGCUUACGCUGGUCAUGUUGCCUUCUUCAGUUUCAUCUCGGAAAUGAAGAACCCCGAUGACUUUCCGAAGGCGCUGGUCUUGCUGCAGGUCACUGACACGGGAAUGUACUUCGUUGUUGCCAUGGUCGUCUACGCAUAUGGCGGCGACGAAGUUGAUUCGCCCGCUCUGGGGACAGCCGGAACACUUGUUGGCAAAGUCGCCUGGGGCUUGGCUAUUCCGACCAUCAUCAUUGCGGGUGUCAUAUAUGGCCACGUGGCUUCAAAGUACAUCUACGUGCGCAUUUUCCGAGGCACGAAGCACAUGUCCAAGAAGACCCUUCUUGCCGUGGGCAGCUGGCUGGCCAUCACCUUGACACUGUGGGUGGUCGCCUGGAUCAUCGCUGAGUCGAUCCCCAAUUUCAACGAUCUCCUCGCCCUGAUCUCGAGUCUUUUCGCCUCAUGGUUCACCUACGGCAUCUCCGGCAUCUUCUGGUUGUUCCUCAACAAAGGGCAGUACACCAGGGGAUGGAGGAAGACCUGCUUGACUGUUGUCAAUAUCCUGAUGUUCACAUUGGGUGCUGCCAUUUGCGGCAUGGGAUUAUACGCCAGUGGCAAAGCCAUAUCCGAGGAGGGGGGCGGGAGCAGCUGGACGUGCAAGAGCAACGCGCAGUGA